AUGGUGGCCGGGGCAGACCCCUUUGCUACGGGGUCGGUCCCCGUUGUUCCGGCUCCAGUCGCCGUCGUUCCAGCUCCAGUCGCUGUAACUACGGCUCCCGUCGCAGUUACUACGGCUCCCGUCGCGGUUACUACAGUUUCCGCCGUCGGUACUGCGGUUACAGUCGCUGCUACUACAGUUCCCGCCGUCGGUACUGCGGUUACAGUCACUGCUACUACAGUUCCCGCCGUCGGUACUGCGGUUACAGUCGCUGCUACUACAGCUCCAGUCGCCGGUACUCCAGCUCCAGUCGCCGCGUCAUCAGGAGAGUGUCCCGCCGUGGAGAAGUUGACGGUCUCUAAAGUUAUGAAUGAGUCGCAACCGACGAUUGCCGCUAUGGUUCUCUCGGCCAUCAGAGAGCUGAGUGGGAAGAAUGGUUCGUCGUUGCAAGCCAUCAAGAAAUACUUGGCCGUCAACUACAAAAUCGACUCCACUAAGUUGGCACCUUUCAUUGGGAGGUUUUUGAGACGCGCCGUCGCCAAACGUACCCUCGUCCGGACUACGGGAUCCGGCGCUUUGGGACGUUUCAAGUUGCCCGAUAUCAAGCAGGAAAUGGUGAAGGCCGUCGUGGCGAAAAAGAAGAAGAAACGGGUCAAAACUGCCAGAAAGAAGUAA
Molecule: messenger RNA, 654 nt
Organism: Macrosiphum euphorbiae (potato aphid)
Lineage: Eukaryota; Metazoa; Arthropoda; Insecta; Hemiptera; Aphididae
Source: the annotation of a GenBank genome assembly